AUGAUGUGCUGGCUGUAUCUGUCCGGGCUGGUGUUUGCUGUGCUCAUCCCAGCUGGAUGGCAGGUGGCUCCCGAGGACUUGGAGGACCUGUCCAGCAGAUGGAAGUUGUUCAGAUCCCAGAACUCCCAGAGCUUCCCGUCCCACAUCAAGCGCCACUCAGAGGGGACCUUCACGAGUGACUUCACGCGGUACCUGGACAGGAUGAAGGCCAAGGACUUUGUGCAUUGGCUCAUCAACACAAAGAGGUGCCAGGAGCAGGGAGAGGGGCAGGAUUUUUCUGGGAAACAACUGCUCAGUACCCCAAUCCUGAUCCUGAUGGAGAGCUGGAGAGGGGCCUGA
Messenger RNA from Cinclus cinclus, 339 nucleotides. RefSeq names its product pro-glucagon-like. The transcript is spliced from 2 exons. The record is from RefSeq and is a predicted model, not a curated record. Lineage: Eukaryota; Metazoa; Chordata; Aves; Passeriformes; Cinclidae. Gene Ontology annotation, biological process: positive regulation of insulin secretion involved in cellular response to glucose stimulus; adenylate cyclase-modulating G protein-coupled receptor signaling pathway; negative regulation of apoptotic process. The coding region runs from base 1 to 339 and encodes 112 amino acids. Gene Ontology annotation, molecular function: hormone activity; glucagon receptor binding. Gene Ontology annotation, cellular component: extracellular region.